ACACAGAUCAAAGCCCAACAUCAGCACAGGACUUUAAACUGGUCCUGUUCAAACAGACUGGAGAGAAAACACAUCCAAAGUCCAGCAGAGCGCUGAUCGGGCCUGACUUCAUCCAGCUGUGAGUAUCUCUGCAGGAAACAGUUCUGUUCAAGAACGAGAGUUAGAUCAGAGCCCUCUGUGAACACUUUCAUCAGAUCUCUGACUCAAACUACUGACAGAUUCUGACCACCAUGGAGCUGUCGCCCCCACCCCCAGGUCUACAAGCUGAGUACUCAACACUKUUCACUUCUGGCUCCCUCCAGUUCCUGCAGGAGCUGAUCUCCACCUUCGAUGAGCAGGUGGACCAGAUCUUGCAGCUGAGAGUUUCCAGAAAGGCUCAACUGGAUCUUUCAGGUGACUUGCCAAACUUCUUGGAAGCCACUGAACACAUCCGGUCUGACCCGACCUGGAGGGUGCUCCCCGUGCCCCCCAGGCUCCAGAGAAGGCAUGUGGACAUCGGAGACAUGGCCCCCUGUGAUACUGAGCGCUUCRUUCUGGCUCUGCAGUCCUCAGCACAAGGCAUACAGGUUGACUUUGAUGAUGGAAACUGCCCGUCCUUCUACAACCAGAUCAAAGGUCUUCAUAACGUCCUGCAGGCAGUGAGCAGCCAGCUCCCUGGUGUUCCCCACAUUUCUCAGGCUCCAGUGCUGAUGCUGCGUCCCCGUGCCUGGAACAUGGUGGAGAACAACAUGAUGGUGGAGGGAAAGGAGGCUCCUGGUCCUCUGUUUGACUUUGGACUCCUCAUGUUUCACUGUGGAAAGGUUCUGUUUGAACAUCAGAGUGGACCUUUUUUCUAUCUGUCAAAGGUGGAGAGCUUCAUGGAGGCCAGACUCUGGAACAAGAUUUUCAUCUGGACACAAGAAAAGGUCACCGUGAAGACUUCCUGCUGCCCGACCGCAGCAAAUACGUCAACAUGGAGAAGCGCUUCCUGCGCAGCUACAUGGACCUGCUGGUUCAGACGUGCCAUCGUCGGGGGGCAYUGGCCACUGGAGGCAUGGCUGCCCCCCUGCUGCCCCCCAGCCCCGACACAGACUCCUACAGGAGGGUGUUGGCYUCUGUGACCAGACUGAAGAUGUUGGAAAUCAAUGCAGGUGUGGACGGUUUCAUGGUGUAUGACCUGAAUCUGAUUAAACCAAUGCAAGAACUCUUUCAGACCCACACUGAAGGUAAGAACCAACUUCACCGGCUUCGAGAUGAUGUCAGAGUGACUCCUGAAGACCUGCUGUGCAUGCCCUCAGGUGGGGUCACCCUUUAUGGUUUGAAGUAUAACAUUGCAGUGGGCAUCCUCUUCAUUAACGCAUGGUUAUCAGGGAAGGGACACUUUUUCUACAGAGGCCAGGUAGAAGAUUCAGCCACUGCAGAGAUUUCCAGAUCCCAGGUGUGGCAGUGGAUACGUCAUCAGGCUCGAUUGGAGGAUGACAGCAGGGUGGUGAGCAGACAGCUGGUGACGGAUCUGACCCAGGAGCUCAUGGCUGAGCUUGGUCCGUUCUGUCACUCUGUUGGGUCCAAACACAGGUUACACACAGCAGCAGACAUGUUCCUGGAGAUUGUCCAGAAGAGACACUUCCCAGAGUUCAUCACGUCUUACUUAAAUCAGGAUCACACUUUCCUCAGCUCCCAGAAACCAGGACAGGACAGGACUCUGGAACCAGACAUCCUGUCCAAACUGUAAACUGAGGCCUGUCUCCUGCCACUUGUCCCAAUAAAUACAUGUAUAAAUAAAUGUCCUUCUAAUCUCA
Molecule: messenger RNA, 1778 nt
Organism: Austrofundulus limnaeus
Lineage: Eukaryota; Metazoa; Chordata; Actinopteri; Cyprinodontiformes; Rivulidae
Gene: ugl
Product: ureidoglycolate lyase
Biological process (GO): glyoxylate cycle
Cellular component (GO): cytoplasm
Molecular function (GO): malate synthase activity
Source: RefSeq, a predicted model, not a curated record